Rotaria sordida is the source of this 438-nucleotide messenger RNA. NCBI's taxonomy places the organism in Eukaryota, Metazoa, Rotifera, Eurotatoria, Philodinida, Philodinidae. The record is from the annotation of a GenBank genome assembly.
AUGAAUGAAUAUCAUCGUCUUGGAAUAAAAAAUUUUAAAAGUAUACGUCAUCUUGGACAAAUUAAACUUGCAUUUGAUCUAUGUACUGAUGAUAUAUCAGCACCACAAUAUGUAUCAUUUAAAGGAAAUGAUUCUAAUAAAAAAAUACAAAUUUCUAAUAAUGAUAAACUUAAAUUUGAUUAUAUUCCAAUAAAAAAAUCAACUAAUAAUUGGUUACAAAAUUGUCAAUGUUCUAAAAUAUUGAUGAAUUUUAUUAUGAAUAUUUUCUAUCUGUUUUUUCGUAUAUUAUGCAUUAUCUUGAAAUAUACAAUUUAUUUAAUAUGGUAUCUAUUUAAAAUUUUACUCUAUAUAAUCUUUCGUUUAUUAACCGAAUCAAAAUUAUAUUGUUCAAAAUCUGUCCUAUGCCAUCCAAUUCGAUGUUACCAUCAUCGAUUCUAA